This is a messenger RNA of Carassius carassius (crucian carp), 2451 nucleotides long. It is a transcript of the gene zdhhc8b, whose product is annotated as zinc finger DHHC-type palmitoyltransferase 8b. The transcript is spliced from 11 exons. Bases 173 to 2284 code for a protein of 703 amino acids. Gene Ontology annotation, biological process: protein palmitoylation. Gene Ontology annotation, molecular function: palmitoyltransferase activity. The record is from RefSeq and is a predicted model, not a curated record. NCBI's taxonomy places the organism in Eukaryota, Metazoa, Chordata, Actinopteri, Cypriniformes, Cyprinidae.
GCUGGUUGUGCAGCAGUGGACACUGUCCUCCAAACUUAACCUUCCAAAUCUCGGUUUUAAUAUUCUACUAAUGUGAUUUUAAACAAGGUGUCCGUGGUUAACCAAAGCCAUCUCUCCUGUUGUGCCUCUAUACAAUGGCAUCGUCUUCCUAUUUGUGUUGGCCAACUUCAGCAUGGCCACCUUCAUGGAUCCUGGAGUCUUUCCCAGAGCGGAUGAGGACGAAGACAAAGACGAUGAUUUCCGAGCUCCGCUUUAUAAAAACGUAGAGAUAAAGGGAAUUCAGGUUCGGAUGAAGUGGUGUGCCACGUGCCACUUCUACAGACCUCCUCGCUGCUCACACUGCAGUGUGUGUGACAACUGUGUGGAGGAGUUUGACCAUCACUGCCCAUGGGUGAACAACUGCAUAGGCCGGAGGAAUUAUCGUUACUUCUUCUUGUUUCUGCUGUCUCUAAGUGUUCACAUGGUGGGCGUGUUUUCCUUUGGCCUGCUGUUUGUCUUACACCACCUUGAGAGACUGAGUGCGCUCCACACCACUGUGACUCUUGUGGUUAUGUGUGUGACUGGCCUGUUCUUCAUCCCUGUUUUGGGCCUCACUGGAUUCCACAUGGUUCUCGUAGCCAGAGGACGGACCACAAACGAACAGGUGACAGGAAAGUUCCGAGGAGGAGUGAAUCCAUUCACCCGGGGUUUCCGUGGCAACGUGAAACACGUCUUAUGCAGUCCGCUUGCUUCUAGGUACUUCACUGAUCCCAGGAAAAAAAUUCCCAUCAUCAUGAAACCACCAUUCAUCCGCCCUGACCUCUCUAACCGACACAUCAGUGUAAAAGUCAGUGAUAAUGGUAUCCAUAGUAACAUCCUGCGAAGCAAAACCAGUCUGGAUGGUAUGGGUGAUAAAAGUAUAGAUACACAACCGCCUCUGCCGCCCAAAGCAGAACGCUACAACCAGCUCAAGAGUCAACUCACCUCCAGCGAAGGCAAUUCCCUGUCCAGCAAACCGACUAAUCCGUCCACCCCGGCCAUGUACAAAUACCAACCUUCCUUCAGUACCAUGCCUAAAGUGCACUAUCACGCAACCGGAGAGAAGAUUAUAAUGUCUGAGAAUGGUAAGCCCUCUGCAGUUUUGGAGGAGAGAGGUCACGAUUACCGUUCAGAGCCGAAUCUGGAUUUGCCAGACUUCCGCAGCACUCCUCUCCACCGAACUUACCAAUCCUCACCUUUCCAGCUGGACUCUUUCAGCACCACAUCUCGCUCAUUCAGUCUCAAACAGGGAGUGAACAGGGCUGACCAGAUGCCACUGGGUGGCAGCAAACCACAAGCGGUCAUUUCCACCACUCACAAAGGAGUCUUCUCCCCUGGGACAUUAUCUGGCCGCAAUGGCAGCCUAUCCUACGAUAGCUUGCUAAGACCCAGCAUUGUGCCAGCUUUGGGCGAGUGCGCUGCCCACCCGGGAGUGCCCUCUAUGGGUUUUCAUUCACCCUACUUGCCUACUAAAACGUGUCAUGUGCGUGGGCCUGAGCUUCAGCGGUACAUCGGUCCGCCAUCCUAUAGUCCUGUUCACGUAGGAGCGAUGUACGGGCGGCAGUCACCACUCUCAAGAGACCGAGAUCCCUCGCCCGUCCGCUACGACAACCUCUCCAAAACCAUCAUGGCCUCCAUUCAGGAGAGAAAGGAGCUAGAAGAGAGGGAGAAACUCAUGCAUCGGCACGCACAAGCACCGGUGGCCUAUGCCAAUGAUUCAGGUGUGUUUGACACCUGCGGUGGAGCCGCCUAUGGACUCCCACCUGGGACAUGCUACCCCAAUGGCCCUAGAGGCCCCGGAUCCCGAGAGCAUACCCCUCCUGUGUGCGGCUCUCGGGAUAAUUUGAUGGGAGUUGGGGUAGUGGGAUAUGCUCCCCAAACACCUGUUCUGCAUUCCUCUGCAUCCUCGCUCGCCAGAGUGCCAAGGACUUCCAAUACGUCCCUCCACACUGAUGGAGGCAGUGCAAGCAAGACAGCCGAACACCAGUACAGCUCUCCGGUGCACCAGACACAUCACUCCCCAACAUCUGUGCCCCGUUCCCCAUCAUAUGCGCAUCAGAAGGUCGCCUUCAUUAGUGCUCUGGAGAGGGCAGACUCACCACAUCUGGAUACAAGAGAGGACCUUGGUCAAUGUAAAGUGAAUGGGCAACUAAAGGGCCAAGCACGUGACUGCCAUCUAGGGACUCCUUCUGGAACUCCCAGCAGACACACCAAUGUCAAAAAGGUCACAGGAUUGGGUGGAACUACAUAUGAGAUUUCUGUUUGACGGACAGCUUGAAGAGCCACUACCUGUGAGGAACAGCACUGCCAUGGCAACACCACCUCCACUUGUGCUCUAGAGAAUUAGGUUUCUUUCUUUUCAGUUUUUUUUUUUUAUAAUCUUCAAACAGAUUGAUCAGGAGACAUGUUAUCUGGUGCAGUUCAAUUGGAAAA